CUGCUGAAAUAUCGCUUUCACAAGCAAUACCGCCAUCCUUCACUGGAUACCUCUUUGACAAAAUCACGGGUGGCAGGGGAAGCUCGCGCGAUCAUAAGAUGCCUAAGGCAUGGUGUGAAUGUGCCCGGCAUUCGCAUGGUCGAUGCCGCAGAAGGAAUCCUCGUCUUGGAAUGGAUUGAGGGACAGAGUGUCAGAUAUUUGUUAGGGGGCGGAUUCAUUGUCCGAAUACGGUGUAGCCCCUGGUACGCCCUUCAGCUCACAACCAGUCCUUCCGGGAUGAUCACACUACUCGAAGACGCCGUCAUGCGGAUGAUAGGUUCGGAGAUUGCAAAAAUGCAUCGAGCAGAUGUCAUUCAUGGCGAUUUGACAACCUCGAAUAUGCUGCUCCGGCGACCUAAUCCUCCCAAAGGCCUGCAGCUUGUCUUGAUUGAUUUCGGCCUGGCGUAUACGUCGGCGUUGGUCGAAGACAAGGCCGUUGAUCUAUAUGUUCUGGAACGAGCAUUUGCUUCGACGCAUCCUGCAUCUGAGUCGCUCUUCGCUUCUGUCCUGAAGGCGUACGAGGAGAGGAUGGGCCGUGACUGGAAAGCUAUUUCCAGAAGGCUAGACGAUGUGCGUUUGCGCGGUCGCAAGCGGAGCAUGGUGGGUUAA
Postia placenta MAD-698-R-SB12 is the source of this 648-nucleotide messenger RNA. RefSeq lists its product as hypothetical. Gene Ontology annotation, molecular function: ATP binding; protein serine/threonine kinase activity. Gene Ontology annotation, biological process: protein phosphorylation. Gene Ontology annotation, cellular component: EKC/KEOPS complex; nucleus; cytosol. NCBI's taxonomy places the organism in Eukaryota, Fungi, Basidiomycota, Agaricomycetes, Polyporales, Adustoporiaceae. The transcript has 5 exons. The record is from RefSeq and is a predicted model, not a curated record. The annotation marks the transcript as partial.